Messenger RNA from Monopterus albus (swamp eel), 1359 nucleotides. RefSeq names its product guanylate cyclase activator 1B (gene guca1b). The record is from RefSeq and is a predicted model, not a curated record. Gene Ontology annotation, cellular component: cone photoreceptor outer segment; photoreceptor inner segment. The coding region runs from base 1 to 594 and encodes 197 amino acids. Gene Ontology annotation, biological process: visual perception. NCBI's taxonomy places the organism in Eukaryota, Metazoa, Chordata, Actinopteri, Synbranchiformes, Synbranchidae. The transcript is spliced from 4 exons. Gene Ontology annotation, molecular function: calcium ion binding; calcium sensitive guanylate cyclase activator activity.
AUGGGUCAGCGCCUGAGCGACAAUAAUGACUCAGACAAGGAAAUUGAUGUGGCAGAGCUGCAGGAAUGGUACAAAAAGUUUGUUGUGGAAUGUCCAAGUGGAACUCUCUUCAUGCACGAGUUCAAGAAAUUUUUUGGCGUUACUAAUAACAAGGAGGCUUCCGAUUACAUUGAAAACAUGUUUCGAGCCUUUGACAAGAAUGGCGACAACACAAUUGAUUUUCUGGAGUAUGUUGCAGCCUUGAAUUUAGUCCUGAGGGGCAAAUUGGAACAUAAGCUUAAAUGGACAUUCAAAAUGUAUGAUAAAGACGGAAGUGGAUGCAUUGACAAAACAGAGCUUCUUGAAAUUGUGGAGUCAAUUUAUCGAAUGAAGAAAGCUUGCCACGGAGAGCUGGAUGAAGAAUGCAAUCUGCUCACCCCAGACCAAGUGGUUGACCGGAUAUUUGAGUUGGUUGAUGAAAAUGGAGAUGGGGAGCUCUCGUUGGAUGAGUUUAUUGAUGGAGCCCGGAAGGACAAGUGGGUGAUGAAGAUGCUGCAAAUGGACGUCGACCCUGGGAACUGGAUCAACGAGCGGAGACGCAGUGCUGACUUCUGAGCUAGUUUGUCACAUAUCCUCAUGUGUGUUCAGUCAUUCUGUGAUUUUGUAUCUGUUGCAGAUUAUACGUAUAUAAAACAUCACUAGCCUCAGUAGUUAUGACUGUAUUUACAGCUGCCUAUGGUAUAUCUGUCUGUUGUUUAUUUUGGAACUGCUGCAGUAAUAAGCCACUUACUGUAUUUUCUUUUUGGUUUCAUCUCAGGUCUUUGUGGGCAUGUAUAGACUAAGAUUUGGUUCAGUUUUGCUGCACCUCCCAGGGCAUUUUCUACCUCUAGCCUAUAUAUUGCUAGUGCACUGAGUUUGAUGACCUCAUGUUGAUUCCCAUCAUAGCACAACCCAGCAUUAACCUUUCUUUCUAGCUUUUCUUUUUAACUGGUGGGUGGCAACCAACAUUAAGAUGCAUUACCACCGCCUGCAUAAAGAAUGAACCACUGACUCCUCUGACUGACAGUGCUCACAGUCUGAAGUUUGUGUAUUAGAUGGAACAUUUUAUUUAAUCCUGUGUCCCAGUCUCAACCUAGUUAUUAUGCUUCCCUUUCAAGUGUUUCCUCCUACUGAUCUUAUGGUUCUUACUUCCUUCUGAACUGUGUAAAGAUUACCCAGAUUUUCCCUCAUCCUAGUUAAACUGCUGAUAAUGAAACUCCGUUUGCCUCUGCUUUACUAUAUCAAUAUUUCCAUGUUUCCCCGUUUGAGUGCCUCCUUAGCUAGUGUAUCUGCCAUUUCAUUCCCUGUAAUUCCCCUAUGAGGAGGAACCCACAUGAAUGU